AUGGCCAAACUAACUGCACAGGAGUGGGAAGACUGUCAAGAUAUUUUUACUCUUCUAGAUCGUGAUGGGAGUGGAACUCUUGAUUUUCAAGAACUAGGGAAUGGGUUAAGAGGUUUAGGCUUAAAUCCAACUGAAGCUGAAAUCCGAGCAUUUAUAGCAGAAUUUGAUGAAGAUCAAACAGGUGGCCUUACUCUAGAAGAGUUCAAAAAUGUGUAUAUUAAGUGCCUUAAAACCUCUGUUGUUACUGAAGAGGAAGUUAAAACACAAUUUAAAAGACUUGACAAAAAUGAAGAUGGUCAUGUUGAUGCUAAUGAACUUAUGGAGAUUUUAAUGACAGGAGAUGAUCCCUUAACUAAAGAAGAAGCUCAGUCAAUCAUUGAAGAAUUUGAUACAAAUGGAGAUGGAGUUUUAAGUCUUGAUGAACUACUAGACGGGCUACUCGGAAAGAAAAAAGUUAAAUAA
This is a messenger RNA of Blepharisma stoltei, 462 nucleotides long. Lineage: Eukaryota; Ciliophora; Heterotrichea; Heterotrichida; Blepharismidae. The record is from the annotation of a GenBank genome assembly.